Messenger RNA from Orbicella faveolata, 2143 nucleotides. RefSeq names its product dopamine receptor D5-like. Gene Ontology annotation, cellular component: membrane. Gene Ontology annotation, biological process: G protein-coupled receptor signaling pathway. The record is from RefSeq and is a predicted model, not a curated record. Lineage: Eukaryota; Metazoa; Cnidaria; Anthozoa; Scleractinia; Merulinidae. Gene Ontology annotation, molecular function: G protein-coupled receptor activity.
CGAUUAACUUUUAUUGUGGAUUUUAACUACAAGACAAAAGACCAUUAUUCCUCUUGAGCCAUUCAUCGUGCAGUAUCUAUGGAAAUGCGAGACGCACAUUCCAGCUCGACCAAGCGACGCAAAUGAUGUUCCUCCCUUCUUGGAUUGCCAAAAGCACGUCGGAGCUUGACUGUUUUGACGAUUCAAAGAGUAAUUAUUUGGAAAACCAGUAAACGUUCGUUCGAAGAAGCGAAGUGAAGUCGCAUUUAAACGUUGCCGAAAUUCGUACCAGCAAUCUGCUAGGGACAAACUAGCGAGGAAAACCAAAGGAUUCGAAACAGCUGCUCUCUGGAAUGCUUCAUGAACUUUGAUGGCCCCGCGUAUGGAUCCAACAGUUUCGACGACAAUGCCAUCAGCGACAGACAUUUCCGAAUCAACUGCUACCGAUGGAGAGGAACUGUGGCGUUCAGUUACUAGUGUAGGAGACACGAUCAAUGCGAUUGCAUUCGGAAUUUUGAUUCUGUUUACAGCGUUUGGUAAUCUUUUGAUCCUUGCUGCCGUCUUUAAGAGCAAGAACCUUCGCUUUCGCACACACUUCUACAUCGUCAGCCUUUCGCUAGCGAAUUUGCUCAUGGCCGGUGUAGUUAUGCCUCUUCGAGUGAUUAGCUUUGUGGAAAAAAGCACUUGGUUUGCUAAUCCAGAUCUGUGUGAAACAUAUGGCAGCUUCUUUGUACUGUUUUGUACAGUGACCGUCUACACACUGGCUGCAAUGAGCUUGGAUCGGUAUUUCUCGAUCUCGCGAUACAAGUGGUAUCAGAAAUUCCUCACCAACGGACGAACAUUUUGGUUCAUAAUUCUCUGCUGGAGCGUCGCAGUUCUCGUGUCGUUCGUAUUCGCGAAUUUCGACAACAAUGCGGAAAAAUCCAUGGACUGCAAGUUGAGCAAAACAUACACAACGGCAUAUGUUUACGUUUUUGUGGGCAUAGAAGUCUUAACUCCGGUGGUCUUCAUGUUGAUCUUGCAAUGGCAGGUCAUGAAGACAGCCGUCAGCCAUCUUCACACAGUGGACGUCUGCGGAAGACAGAUCAAGAAUCUGGACUAUGCUGAUUUUCCAUCGAUCGCCAAAGAAUCGACUUGGUCGAAGAUCGUGGUUCGAAUCACGCUGAGUUUCGUCAUCUUUUGGAUUCCAAGAUGCAUUUUCCUUCUCUUGGACAAUAGUAACACUGCAGGAAUCCACGACGUCGCGGAUGGCUUGACAGAAAUUAUGACUUACUGUUUCCCAGCUUCAUUCGCCUUGCUGUUGGGUUACUGGAGCAAGGAAUUCAAAGAAGAAUUCACGAAUAUGCUGUGUCCUUAUGCUUGUUAUCAGAGGAACAAGGAUAUGAAGAAGUAUCGCAUGGGCGACUCCAAUAAAGUCAAGCCAUCCAUGAUGUACAGAAAGCACUCGAAAAACUUUCCAAUCUCAUGAACAUUGGAAUAAGAAUGUGGAAAUUAAAUGGAAAAUCUGUAGUGAGGGUACCACAGACACCCCUCUGGAUAUAGACCCUCUCUCCACCCUUAGAUCUUUGUAUAGCAUUGCAAUUACAGCAAUGUACCUUUUGAACAGGUUCCUUAGUGGAGCAUAGUGUGAAAAGAAAUUGACAAUGGCAUGUGAAGUGAGCUUAGUGCGGUCUGAGCAGAAAUAUCUUGUGCUUGACUUUCUCCAUCUGCCAAUUGUUCCCUUUCUGCCCUUAACUCCACUAUACUAAUCGGCUAGUAUUGGUGUCUAUGAGCACCAAGGUUAUAAGGUGUGUGUUUCUUAUUAUAGUGUUGUGCAAACUGCUUACCGCCUUAUACGGCUUCAAAGACCAUAUUCUGCUCCUCUGAUUAGUCUUUGCAACACAGAUCGAGUUUAUAAAUUUAGCCUGGUGGGGGCUUAAAAUUUGAUGACAAAAGUACAUGAUUGUAUUAUGAUUAGCAUUUUUGAUGGUGGGUGAGGGAGAAUUGGGGAGGAUGAGAUUAAGUAUCCCUUUCAUAGUUGUUGUUGAGAAAGUUAUCAUCUAUUAAUGUAUUUAAUAGUGAGUACAAACACUUGGUUUGCAAUGUGUUGCAGAAGUUAUGAAGUAGGGUUUUUGAGAUGUCCUUUUAGCUUGGGACAAGGAAUAAAGUGAGUAUCAGAUUUAAA